GCAUAAACAACUUUUCUAGUUCCUUCCUAGCGUAACGGAACUGCAAUGAAUACUCCGGUGAAUGGUCCUGCCCCCGCCGGCGAUGAUGAUGAACUUGAGGAAUUUUCAGACGACUUCAAAUGUUGCGUGUGCUUGGAUCUCAUCUACAAGCCAGUUGUAUUGGCAUGCGGCCACAUUUCAUGUUUUUGGUGUGUCUUCGAAGCUAUGGACACUUGUCAGGAAUCUCGCUGCCCUGUUUGUCGACAUGCGUAUUAUCAUUUUCCUAGUAUAUGUUGGCUGCUUCACUUUGUGCUGCUGAAGUUGUAUCCUGAUGCUUAUCGAAGAAGGGAAAGUCAGGUGACAGAGGAGGAAAAGAUCAAUGGAACCUUCUCGCCACAGUUUGAAAACCAUCUAGCUGUAUCACAUUGUAAUGAACAAAUGCCAUUACAAUGGCAUGCUACGGGACAAGGUGAAGAUUGUUCAGUUAGGGGAUCAUUGGAACCUGCUCUGUCUGAUAACAAUUGUACUACAGGAAGCCCUACAAGUUCGAGUGAUAAAAUCACAAAAAAUGUGACUGUAGAAGGAAAUUUGCUAAGUGGAAAUGAAUAUGUUGACAGCCAGCCAGCAAAGCAGGUGCCCAUCACCGAUUUACUUUGUGCAAUAUGUAAAGAACUUCUCUGUCGACCUGUGGUACUUAACUGUGGUCACGUAUUUUGUGAAGCGUGUAUUAUCGAUUCAUGCAAUGAGCCAUGUAGAUGCCCAGUGUGUCGAAGCAUGCAUCCAAACGGGUUUCCAAAAGUCUGUCUGGUUCUUGAGGGUUUUUUGGCGCAGCAUGUUUCAGAAGAAUAUGCUGCAAGAAAAGUGGCUAUUGACAAGCCCAUAACUUGUGAGCAAGGAAGCUCAUCAACAGUCUCAACACAAGUUCCACAAGAUUCUCAAUCUGUACCUAUGAAUGACUACUUGUGUAGUCCAGACAGCAAGGUUCACUUCGGAGUUGGUUGCGACUGCUGCGGGAUGUAUCCGCUGAUCGGAGAUCGGUACAGAUGCAAAGAUUGUUUUGAAGAAGUUGGGUUCGACCUAUGCGAAGAUUGCUACAACAGUUCCUCUAAUCUUCCCGGAAGAUUCAAUCAACAGCAUAAACCAGAUCAUGAGUUUGAGGUCAAGGAACCCAAGCCUAUGAUCAUCCUAUCUACUGGUUUCGCUUCCGACUGGCACGACCCCGAACCUCCUCCCACAAACGAUACAUUCGGUGAUCGAGACGGCAUUGGACCGACGUAAUAACCACCAUCCUCAGCUGAAUGGGGCAUCUUUUUCCAUACUUGUAAUGGUGUUGAGCUUCAUGAAAAGCUUCUGUAUUCUGCAUCCAUUCAUCAUAAUCUGUCUCAUAUCUUUAGAACUUUCCAUGUUUGGCUAUGUGUCAUAUGGAUGAUUAUGAUGCUUCAUGGUC
Messenger RNA from Cynara cardunculus var. scolymus (artichoke), 1426 nucleotides. RefSeq names its product E3 ubiquitin-protein ligase PRT1-like. Gene Ontology annotation, molecular function: zinc ion binding; ubiquitin protein ligase activity. The record is from RefSeq and is a predicted model, not a curated record. Gene Ontology annotation, biological process: proteasome-mediated ubiquitin-dependent protein catabolic process. The transcript is spliced from 7 exons. Bases 46 to 1257 code for a protein of 403 amino acids. NCBI's taxonomy places the organism in Eukaryota, Viridiplantae, Streptophyta, Magnoliopsida, Asterales, Asteraceae.